AUGAUCAACAGUUUUAGUGUGGCAGGUGCGGGCGCAGGUGCUGCGGCUGCUGCUGCGACUAAGCUACAUUUCAAUUGCAACAAGAAGAGCAAUAGUAACAACAACAACAACAGUAGUAAAAUCAUGCCAGCAGCAACAAAUGAGCACAAAAACCACAAUUUAAUCAACAGUGCCAAUCCAGCAACACCAGCAGGAGCAGCAGCAACAACAGCAAUUGCAACAGCUGCAACAACAACUACCACUGCGAAAAAGUUUAAAUUAACAUACAGCGAAGUUGAUACAAAGCAUUAUUUAAUGAAUUUACCACAUUUAAUGGGCUAUCCACAGCAACAAGAACAGCAUCAGCAACAAGAACAGCAGCAACAAAAGCGAAACGCCGUACUCAUUUUGCCUGGCAAAGCAAAUACCUCAUCAACAAUCACCAAAGAUUCGCAGUUGAAACAUGUCAAUCUACAGUCCAAUAGCAACAAUAUGCAGCAGAAGAUUGCAACAACAACAACAGCAUUAGCCAAAAGUGUCUUAGAUGGCUGGACAAUGCCACAGCAGCAACAACAACAACAACCACAAAGAACUGAAGACCAAGAAAAUGCCUUUCGCCAAAUCGAGGAUGUGCACAACUAUGCCAAGCUGCAGCAUCAGCAACAGUAUCAUCAUCACAAUCAUCACCAGCCACAUCAUCCGCAUCUGCACAGCAGCAGCAGUGAUGAACUGGAAGAUGAUGAAGAGGACGAUUUCGAUGACGCUGAUGAUGAUGACGAUGACAGGGAGGGUGCGCGGGGCGAGCAAAUAGCAAAAUUGCAUAAGUUACGGAAGCAAAGCCGUGUAAAUGUGCCUAAUAAUCUAAAUGAUGACGAUUCCGAGGAGCAUGUGGAAGUGGAUGUUGUAACUGUUACACCAACAUCAAAUGCAGCCACAACAGCCUCAGCAGACGCUGCAACAGCAACUGGAACACCAACAGUAGCAGCGGUAACAGCAGUAAAGGAACAGGAAUCAGAGCAGCAACAGUUGUCAUCAAAGGUCGAUCAAGAUAAUCUGCGACCGGAGCAUCAUGCACGUCGACCCAUGAACGCAUUUCUUAUAUUUUGUAAAAGGCAUCGCGCCAUUGUCAAGGAGCGCUACAAAUCAUUAGAGAAUCGGGCAAUUACGAAAAUACUUGGUGACUGGUGGGCCGCAUUAGACGAGCAGGAGAAGCAGUGCUUUACCGAUCUGGCGCAACAGAAUAAAGAUGCCUUUUUCAAUGCCAAUCCCAAUUUUAAAUGGUACAAACUACCCGCUCCGCCGCUGCGCACGCUAGCCACACGUCCCAGCAAUGCGGCAAGUGGACAUCAAAAUGAGGAGCAGCAACAGCAACACCAACAACAACAACAACAGCAGCCGCCCCUUCACUGGCAACCCACGGAAAUGGCACACAUGUUGCGUCGCAAUCUAUUCAAGUUCGCAGAUGAGACUCAAAUGGGCGAGCUGAGCGCUUUGCUGAGCAGCAAUACGAGCAAUGUUCAAGAUAAGGAUUAUGCGCUGCAGCAGGCGCUCAGCGAGACGACGCAAUUCAUGAGCGCGCAUAUGCCCGGCAACAACAACAACAACAAUAACAAUAAUAUUAACAAUAAACGCUCAGCGGAUAGCGCGAGCAAUUCGAGCGAGGAAGAGGAUCGAAGCGCAUGCACAACCUCCAAGAAGCUGAAAACGUCACGCAGUUGCAAGGGCAAAAUCUAUCAGGAGCUAUUCAAUUCGGGCCAACUGGCGGCCAUAGCCAAGAAGAGCAAAUGCCGUCUGAACAGCGGCGGCAGCAACAAUAGCAACAGUAACAGCAAUAGCAACAGCAUCACCGAUGGCAACAGCAAUACGCCGCCCAUUUCGCCAAUAGCUGCAUCAACAGCAACAACAGCUGAUGGCCAACUGUUGCAGCUGGAUGGAACAAUGCGUGGCACGUCCAACAGGCACGGCAAUUGCGAUGCCCAAGAGUUUGAUUUAGAGGAGAAGAUCAAGGAGUUGCCAGCUCUUAGUCUGGAUGCGUAUUUGCAGCGCAAGAGAAGCACCAAAAAGAAGAAGAAAUUCAGCAGCAGCAAAAAACAGCGCAACAGCAACAGCAACAGCAGCAGCAACCACAGCAACAGCACACCAGCAACAGCAACAGCAGCUGGCACUGCAACAGGAGGAACAGCAACAGUUGUAGCUGCAACAGUUGGCAUGACGGCGGCAACAACAGCAGCUGCUGCUGCCGCUGUGGGCAGCCAGAAGAGAAAGGCUCGCAAGGAGAGCAUUACGCGUCGCGAUGUCAGCGCUAUCGAGCAGGAGGUAGCCUCCAUAUUGCCGCUGACCAUUAAUGGCUGUUAUUACUUUAAUGAAACGCGCGCCCAGCCCGCAACAACAACUGCAGCGGCAACUGUGUCAUCAGCAAUACCAACUGUUGCAACAGCAGCAACAGCAACUGUUGCCGCCUCGCCACUGUCCUCGUCUUCGUCGUCAACACUUUCUGCUUACGAGCAGAUCGGCUACGAUGUGACCACUACCUCAGAUCUACUCAUCCUGGCCGAAGUGGCCGCCCAUCGCACAGAGCUGACCAAAACCAACUAGCAGCAGCAACGACUGUAGAAGCAGAGCAACAGAUGUAGCAGCAACAACAACAACAACAACAGCAAUAGCUAUUGCAUAUGCAUCAAUUGUAGCAGCAACAUCUACUGCAACAGCAGCAACUGUUGCUGUAAGGACAGCAACCUCUUAACUGUUAAAUCAGGUCGCAGCAGAAGACAUUUUGUUGUGACUGUACUUAUGUAUAGUUAUACAUACGGCCAUUGACAACUAAUUAGAUACAACAACUUAAAUGGUUUUAUUUUGCAUAAAAUUUAAACAUUUUAGAUGCAACUUUAAAAAACAGAUCAGAGUUGUUGCUAAAGAGUUAAUAACGGCAUAAAUAUGUACAUUUAUAUAUGCAAUCGACUUAUGAACACGUCAAAUAUGUUCAAUAAUUCGCAUUACUUCAAAGCACAGUUUGACAUUCACUGCAGACUUGAAGUUUUAAAGUAAUAUUUAAAAUUCUGCUUCUAUUUUAGCUGAUUUCAUCACUGCGAACAGAAUAUUUUUUAGUCAUGGAAGUACGCUAAAAUGGAAACAAAAACUAGAUAAUCAAAAACGUAAAAAAUCAUAUUUGAAGUAAAUAUAAUAAAAUUCUAAUAAUUAAUUAAAUCAAUUAUAAAAGAAUAGUUGUUAGCUUCAAGCUGAAAACAUACAAAAAUCAAAAAAUAAAAAGAGAAAAAUGUAAUAAUGUAAUAUAUUAUAAUAUAUAAACGUUGUAUAAAUAUACUCCACACAUCAAUCAAUGUAAUAUAAGAUAUUAUCAAUUGUGGAGUAAUACACAUUUCUAUAAUGAUAUAAACAUAUUUCAAAUAUGUGAAUGAAACAAAUAGCACGUUUCUGGUUAGAUGUCAACUGCUGUAUAUAAAUAUAUAUAGUGACUGUUAUUGUUUUAUUUGCUUUGAUUAUAAUAAUGAUAAUGAUAAUGAUAAUGAUAAUGAUAAUGAUGAUAAAUACGUGCCUGUAGCUGUAAUUUGAAAGAAUGUGGAGAAUUAGAAGAGAGUAAAUAGACAUUCGUUGAUCUACAAUUUAGUCAAUAAUAUUAUGUAAACACACACACUCACACAUAUACAUACACACACCAUUAUCUAGGCACGCAACAUGUUAAAGCUAAAUGCAGAGCGCAAAAAUGAUGUAGAUCAAAUAUUUGUUUAUUUUUUUUUUACAAUUAUGUUCUGUUUUGUUAUUCGUCGCAUAGUUUGAAUAGAGUUGAAUAUAUUUUUCAUUUGAUUUGUUAA
Molecule: messenger RNA, 3809 nt
Organism: Drosophila mojavensis
Lineage: Eukaryota; Metazoa; Arthropoda; Insecta; Diptera; Drosophilidae
Gene: bbx
Product: myb-like protein AA
Exons: 3
Coding region: 1-2574 (857 amino acids)
Biological process (GO): regulation of transcription by RNA polymerase II
Cellular component (GO): nucleus
Molecular function (GO): RNA polymerase II transcription regulatory region sequence-specific DNA binding; DNA-binding transcription factor activity, RNA polymerase II-specific
Source: RefSeq, a predicted model, not a curated record